UGGAUUAUUGCAAUUCUAGGAAAUUAGCUGUUGUGCCUCAAGGAGGCAAUACUGGUCUUGUUCAUGGAAGUAUUCCUGUAUUCGACGAAAUUAUUAUAUCGAUGUCACAAAUGAAUAAAAUUCUAAAUGUCAAUCCACUUUCAGGCUUGUUGAUCUUGGCGAAUUCUACUUACAGGUGACGUUAAUAAAAAAAAACAAUGGAAUGACCUUAGAAACGGGAUCCUCCAACGAGAAUCAGCGAACGAUCCCUGAAAUGCGACGCCGAAGGUGUUACAAUUGCCAGGAGGUGGGACACCUGCGGCUUCAGUGUUCUCGGCCAUCCCGGGGGGCUCGCGUACCCUUAGAAGUGCUAUCCGAAAACCCGCGAGUGGGAAUCAACGAAGGACGAAAACGCUCGCAUCACGAUUUAGAGGUGGGACAGCCAAUAGACCCAAUUCCCUCGGAUAGACAUUCUCUCAAUAUUCGCCAUUUUGACGCUCGAGGUCAGACCCUGAAUGGAUCCCGAGGUCCGAGUGUGGAGGAUAUAUUGCAGAGAGCGGUGACCACUACGCUAACUACUGGUGUUCCACAGACGGCGGGCACUGAGGAUUUUUGGGUCAGCCCCAUGUCUGUUUAAGAAAGUUAUGUGUAAAAAUAUUCUCGAAAUAAUAUUGGGUAUUGAUUUGCGAGGCUGGCUGUAUACUCAAGCAUCUGGAUGAUCAUUUGUCCCAGCAUGGUUUGAUAAUGCCAAUAGAUUUAGGAGCCAAAGAUAGUUGUCAAAUUGGUGGAAAUUUAGCUACAAAUGCAGGUGGUUUGAGGCUUUUGAAAUAUGGAUCUCUUAGGGGCACUGUAUUGGGAUUAGAAGCAGUUUUACCUAGUGGCCAAAUCAUUGAUUGUAUGAACACCAUGCGGAAAGAUAACACAGGUUACGAUUUGAAGCAACUCUUCAUAGGCUCGGAAGGUACCUUAGGGAUAAUUACGAAAGUUUGUAUUCAUUGCCCUCCACGGCCCAAAGAUACUAAUGUCGCAUUUUUUGGCUGUGAUACAUUCGAGGAAGUUAUCGAGGCUUACAAACAUGCCAAAGAGUUGUUGGGGGAAACCCUAUCUGCUUUCGAGUUUAUGGAUAAGGAAUGUAUGGAAGCCGUGGUUAACACAUUUGGCUACAAAUAUCCAUUUUCUUCUACACCAAAUCAAUCAAAUUUAGUUACGAGUUCCCACAAUUCUAUCUCACCUUACCAUUUUUUGGUAGAAACCAUCAAAACAAGUGAUGAAAGAUUUUACGAAUGCGCAAGCAUCAUUAAUUGCCCUCGAACUGUGGUGGCUAGGAAUGAGAGUGAAUCUAGCGAUAUCUGGAAACUCCGGGAAAAUAUAUACCCGGCUCUUUGCCAAUACAAAAAUCCCGACUUAUUCAUCAGUUACGAUGUUUCUUUGCCGCUCAAGUCCUGGCCUGAGCUUGUUCAGCGUCUUUACCAAGUUUCCCAAGACACAUCUGUCCAGGAAUCCAUGAUCUCUGUCAAUAAAAAUCUCGGAUAUAGUGUACCCCAAGAACUUAUUAAAAAUGGUCCUCUAGAUUUAGCCGAUAAAUUUUCAAACUUUUAUUGUCUUAUUGAAAACUCGGGUUGUUCUGAAUUGUAUAAUAAAGAAAUCUUGGAAAAAUUUUGCCAUCAUUUACACAAUAUCCUCAAACCCGCUAUUUCAAACGAUAAAACCAUGAAAAUUGUUAUCGCUCAAAAUUUAGGCCAAGCCAGGAUGUUAUGGAAAUUGAGGGAAUCUAUCACCUUGUCCUUAGUCUCCGACGGCUACGUUUAUAAAUACGACAUCUCUCUGCCUCUCACCGAUUUCUACAAAUUAAUCAAGGACAUAAGAGCAAAGCUUCUACCUUUAGGGAAUAAAAUCAUUAGAGUAGUUGGUUAUGGACAUGUAGGCGACGGUAACUUACACCUCAACGUCACUUCUAAAAAAUUUUACCGUGAAGUAUUGAACGAGAUUCAACCCUAUAUUUAUCAAAAAGUUACUGAAUCAUUGCAACACGAGAACAAAAUAAAAAGAUCCAAUUGUUCUUUUGAAUAUAAUUUAAAUUCCACUAGAGGCAGCAUUAGUGCCGAACACGGUUUAGGUUUGGUAAAGAAAGAAUUUUCCUAUUUGGGAAAAUCUGCGGUCUAUUGGAGGUGCGCUCAAAAGUUAAAGAAUCUUUUCGAUCCCAUUUUUAUAUUAAAUCCUUACAAAAUGUUGAACACCGAUCAUUAUAAUUCUUAAUUUACUAAUAUAAAAAAAACCUUUUUAUAUGAUUGUCUUUAUGGAGUUUAUUGUAUUUUUUUAUGACAGUGUUAACAUUGCAUACAUUAAUAUCUUUAAAAAUAGUUAUAUAUUCCUUAUAAUCUGAAUAGUAUUGAAAUCUAUGAUGUGGCUGGUGAGGGGCAAAAAACUCAGAACGCCUCAGUUUAAUUUGAUUAAAAUGUUAUUUUAAAAACAGGCCUUAUUUAAAAAGAACAUUUGGUACACUUUAAUAAUAAAAACUAACCAGACCAUUAAGCAGUUUUGAGGAUUUUUUUUUAGAAUAUGUUACAAU
Molecule: messenger RNA, 2548 nt
Organism: Gordionus sp. m RMFG-2023
Lineage: Eukaryota; Metazoa; Nematomorpha; Gordioida; Chordodea; Parachordodidae
Product: D-2-hydroxyglutarate dehydrogenase, mitochondrial-like
Exons: 11
Coding region: 724-2235 (503 amino acids)
Cellular component (GO): mitochondrion
Molecular function (GO): catalytic activity; FAD binding
Source: RefSeq, a predicted model, not a curated record